AUGCUUUUCCUUACUAGAUAUCAACUUGAUCCAUUGUCUGAUGAGGAUGUCAAAUUGGCCAUGUCUUGUCGCACACGGGUGGAGCUGUUAUUGUCUCAAGUCAAAGAGAGGCAGGAUUUACAGGCUACUUUCAAAGAGUUCCUGGCACAUUACGUUUCAGCCGAAGAACAAUCUCCAGCGCAACUUCUCGAAGUGCAAGCUUUUGUAUCCAAUGCUACCGUGCCUGUUAUUCCACGUGAUGGCGACAUACAACAUUCAGUUGCAUAUUCUGAUACCUUGGCUAUGUCUGAAGCGUCAAACCAAUUGUCAAAACUAGAGAGCCCAGCUUUGUUAUCAUCUACUUUAAUGACAGAUUCGACUGCUGUCACUGAGGCGGAAGUAGCCCAGGUACAAGAACCAGAGUGUGUCACCGAGAGUUCUACUCCAUCAGCAGAAUCUAAUGCACAUCAGUCCCCAGAAGUUCAUGAGGGUGCGCAGAAAACACUAAACCAGCAGCUGGUCGAAGAUAUCCCGAAUGAUGAAAAGCCCAUAACCUCCAUCAAACCAUCCGAAUCGCCUGUUCAUGAUACUUGCAAAGACCGUAUCACGCUCUCUAUACAGGACCAUGGGAUUCAAGACAAUCUGGCUCUGGUUUCCGAGGAAGAGGGUGCUGCAGCGGUUGCUGAAACGCCGGUAGCAGUGUCAACAGAUGGUCAUCUCGAUUCGGAAGACUUAGCCACCGCUUUGCAUGCGAACGCAGAACGUGAUGGCAUCACAAGAAACGCCAUGGAGGAUGAGUCCGAGAAACCUGAUUCGCCGGUUUUUGUUGACCAUUCUGUCGAGGAGAAAGCACCAUUAGAGGAGAUAACUAGUCGCAAGCGCUGUGCCAGCGGAGAUCCUUGCGAUUCCACCGCAAAACGAAUAGCGACAACGGUCACUGGCGAAUCCAAUGAAGAUGUCGGUAUAAUCGAAGAUCACCAAAUUUCCGCCCAGCCUCACACCGUCGAGGCUUCUGUAGUUCCUAUCAUCCCAAAAGAAGAGAAUAUAUCGGAACUCGGGUCUUCAGCUGAAGUUUCACAAACGGAGGUUGCCUUCGUAACGUCUCAGGUCAAAAUCUCUGAAGACGGAUUAAGUACAUUCACUUCUUCUGAUCAGUCUGUGGAUCAAACUGUACGUAUCACGUUCACUGCUAUCGAUCAUGACACACGUUUAUCACUGACGGAGCUUUGUUCCCAAAUGCCCAACUGUAGACUGGUUGAUUCUUCGGAAGAUGCCACACAUCUUGUAUGUACUCGUCUCCUACGAACACCCAAAACCUAUAUGGCCGUGGCUCUUGGCCGAUCGCUGGUAACUCCAAAAUGGAUACAAGCAUCAGUGAUGAGGGGAUUAUGGUUGGACGAAACACCAUGGCUUCUUAAUGAUCCAGAAGGUGAAACUCAACUGGGUGUCUGCCUCAGUCGAUCCCUUCAGAGAGCCAAGCGGCGUCAAAUGCUUGGACCCAAAGCAAGUCUGUUCGGUGGUCUAGAGUUUUGGCUGUCUCCUGGAGCGUGUCAUCGAGACAUCUGUGCGAAAUUGAUCCGAGCAUGUGGAGGAGUCGUACGUCAGAAACGGCCGACACAGAAGAUGGCCCUGUUGCCCCAACCAAAACAACUUAUAAUAUGUCAUGAAGAUGAUAGUCACGUGGCUAACUAUUUGAUGCGAAUCAAAACCGGGAACAAAGCCGUCCAUCACGAGGAAUUCGUGCUCAGCGGUGUCCUUCGUCAAGAACUCGACUACGAAUCCUACCAGAUCCAAUAUGUAAAUACACUACAAACUAGUUUAAAAGCAGCUGUUGCAGCGGCCGAGGCAGCGCUUGCUGGUAACGGUUCUCCGCCUCUGAUGACUCCAAAUACUCCACUGACACCUCGUUUAGGAGUCGAUCAAACGGAAAAUGCACAACCGUCAUCACACAGGCGUGAUAGUAGUCAUAGUAUCAAAAUUGACCACCCAUCUGGCAGGGUCACACCUAAGGUUCCAGAACCACCAUUUAUUGCCUGUCUGAGUUCCACAUCGACAACCCCUGUAAUGUCAUUAGUGCAUAGCGAUCAAGAAAAUUUCAAACGGUCUGUUCAACCCAUUAUACCGAGUUCAACUGCGCACGUCGAAGAAUAUCCUCCCCUCAGACAAGAAACUCACCAUCCAACAGCUUCGACCACCUUGCCCGAUUACGGUCUUCACAGGGGACCGAUGAAUCUGGGUGCUGGUCGUGGGCAGACUAUGGGAGCCUCUCUUCCUAGAUCGUUUGUCGGACAUCAUGCAGCUAGCACUAGCCUCCAGCAUCUGCUCACGGACUCGAACACUGACUCGAGCAUACCGUUGGAUCACUAUGUCACACCUCAUCGUCCACAGCUUACGGGAGAAUCAGGGUCGUUGGUAUCUCGUCCCCAGGUUAAUAGUACUCAGCUACACGUCACAAAGUUUUCUGAAACAUUACUACCAUGUCAUCCACAAACAUAUAAGGGCAUUUUAUCGUCUGCGUCGCUGACCGCACCAGUCCAGGCCAAUAUUUUCCCGUAUGAUGUAGAUCGCCCUGAAUCUGGAACUACCAGCGGUCCUCAAGGUAGUGUCAGACCUAAACCAAGUAAUUUACUCUUGACUGGAUUAUCUUCGAAUGCCAAUCCGAGCCACACUACCGCGUCCCAUCGUCCAGUGACCGCACUUACCGCCAUGAUUGUUGCGGCAGAAACUGGCUCGAAUGAUCUCGUAUCGGGUAUGACGUUGGGCAAUGCAGAAAAUGGCAGUUCUGGGUCCUUUAUACUCCCCCACUCCAGCAGCUAUCGUUCUCACACAUCAGUUACUGUCCCUGUAUCUUCUGUUGUCGGCAGCUCCACCAGCGGAUUGAACGCUCGAAGCGCCGCAGCUGAUGCUCAUGCUGUGGCAACUGCAACUGCUGCUGCUGCCAGUGCAUUAAGUAGCAGUGAACGAAAAUCUAUCAAACCUAUCAAAGACGGUAGCAACCUUCCUAUUCCAGGCGUUCGAAGCCCUAGAGCCACGCUUCCUUCAAACUUCUUUGGUACGGAUAUUGGCGACCCAAAGAAGCGCGUUCCAAACAUACAGCCAAUAUCUGGCGGGUUCCAGUCACUUUCCUCUUUGGAUGCAGUAACAAGUCUGAUUACCAGUCAGAUGAACUUUCAGUUCCCACCAGCAACGUCUGAACUGGUGAAUUUGAUACAAACGUACUCUUCGCCAGCUUUCAAAGAAACUGUUCAAGUUGGAAGUCAAAUGAAUAUACCGUCUUGUGAGGUUGUCGGUACCCCCUAUGGUCCCCAUACAGCAGCAUCGAGUCAACAAACCAUUCCUUUGCGACCUGUAUCAAUAACAAGUCAAGUUCCUACCGAAUCUGAUCCACCCCAUGUCUCAGUCGCUGUUACCACUGAUACUGCAACCCCAUUUGAGGUUUCUUCGUCUCUCUACGGAUUUACUAAUCUCUCUACAGUCGACCAGCUGCCCGCGAGUCUCUGUGAUUCUGAUUCUUCGGCACACGCGGCUGUCGUCCUUCAUCCUUCCAGCCCACAAGCCCCGACAGCAGCUACACAUCUUGGAGAGUUCUCCCCCUCCAGUGUAGUAGGAUUCCAUCCGGUCUCAUCUAGUUCAGAUACUUUGACCAUACCCACUUCCAGUUUGUUCGAAUCCAGAUAG
Molecule: messenger RNA, 3657 nt
Organism: Opisthorchis viverrini
Lineage: Eukaryota; Metazoa; Platyhelminthes; Trematoda; Opisthorchiida; Opisthorchiidae
Exons: 4
Coding region: 1-3657 (1218 amino acids)
Source: RefSeq, a predicted model, not a curated record